Molecule: messenger RNA, 930 nt
Organism: Eimeria acervulina
Lineage: Eukaryota; Apicomplexa; Conoidasida; Eucoccidiorida; Eimeriidae
Exons: 2
Coding region: 1-930 (309 amino acids)
Source: RefSeq, a predicted model, not a curated record
AUGCAGAGCUAUCGGCCCGUGAACGCCCUCUCCAUGUGCGCAGCUGUGCUGGUUCUCAGUGGGGGAGAAACGCAUGCGUUUAUGGUGGGGCGAAGAAAUAACUACGAACUCAGCCCUCCCGUGGACGUGCGGAGCAAAGAAGGAUCAGCUUCCCCGGACUCUCCUUUUUUGCUGUACGAUGCGGACGAGCGACAGCUGCAGCUGCAGCCACCACUGUUGUCCUUUGAUGGCCAGGAAACAUCCUUUGUGCAAUCGUCUGGAGACGACGACAGUGACGAUGACAGCGACGAUGACGAGGAAAAGCAAGGCGAUAAAGAAAAGAGCAGAGGCGAUAAGAAGAAAGGGGGGCAUGAAAGCAAUGAAGCCCACGGCCACCACGGAGAUCACGAGCAUGCAGGCAAGAGCAAAACCGAGAAGCAGGAAGAGGAAAAGGCUGGCCAUAAAGAAGAAGCAGCUGAGCACAAAAGGGAGUCAACGGCUCCCAUGAGCCCCAAGGAAGAGAGACACGACGAUGAAGAGGAAAAGAAAAGGAAGGAAGAGGCUACAAAGCCUGAAAAUCUCUUAACCAGCCCCCAAGAGCAGUCGAAAUUCAUAAUGUCAUCUAUGAAGAAAGCCACUGAUGAAAGCCACAGCGCAGUGGAGAAACUCGUGGCAGUGAUGGACCACUUGCAUGGGGUCGUUGCUCUGCUAAACCAAAUAAUUCAACUGCCCCCCCCCAGCCCGUCCUUUUCAGAAACAGUGAUGCUGGAGUCAGCAGGCAAGAAGAUAUCCCUUAAGGCGCUUUUGGACGAAGCAGGAAAUGUGCGCAACAGCGUAGAUGCCCUCUUCACGAUGCUGCUGUCCGCCAAACACUCCAUCAUUGGGUCAAUCAAUAGCGCUAUUCCUGCCAGGCCGCCUGCAGCCACCACCACUGCACCACCCCCCAAAUAG